UUUAUCCGGUCGUACUUUUGGGUUUAGUAACGAACGAGAACGACUUUGACACGGUGUUUCUCUGUUUAGCUCCCAAAUCGCCAAGAGUCCAUCCUUCGUCUCUCUCCAGUCCACCGCCGAGAGUCGAUCAAGAGUUCGAUCUCCGUUGAUCACACAUGGCUAUGACCAUCGAAGGUUAAUCAAAUUACUCACCUUUCUUUCUCUUCUAUUAGUUUCUUCUUUUCCCGGACGAGCUCCGAAUCAGAUUCGAUAAAGCUUCAUGCUUUGUUAAUUUUAGUGAGCUAGGGUUUUGAAUUCUUCAAAUUUCAACUCAUUGUUUGCUAUUUUUGUUUCAUGGGUUUCUUCUGGAAUGCUCAAUCUGCUGUUUUGUUGUGUUACAGUACUUGCUGGACUUGCUUUCAUGUUUUCAUCUAGUAUCCUUCUCCAGAUCCUGCAUUUUCGCCUGGUUACUUAUGUGCUUAAUUGUCACACCUUGCUUUAUAUGGCGUGUGCUUUAUAUAGUAACUGGUGGCCAAUGCUUUCAGCACUCAUGUAUGUGGUAGUGCCUAUGCCUUGUAUGUUCUUUGGAGGAGGCUCAACGCAGUUCUUAAUUAGUCGAGAUGGUGGAGGGUGGAUAGAUGCAGCAAAGUUCUUGACAGGAGCAUCAACAGUAGGAAGCCUGGCGAUUCCAAUCAUAUUAAGGCAUGCAGGAAUGAUCGAGACGGGUGCAAUGCUCAUAGAGUUCACAUCGUUCUUCGUAUUCAUCUGCACUGUCAUGUGUUUUCACCGGGCUAGCCUCGAUGAUUAUGAUUGGUAACUAACAGCUAAGUUGUUGGUGGUGAUUUACUAAUUGAUCUUAUAUCCCUCCUUUGUAUCAAUCAGUGUCUGUAAAAAAAGUUUUUUAUUCAUCAUGAUAGUGUACCUGAUGCUUGUGGUUUUUCUUA
This is a messenger RNA of Raphanus sativus (radish), 923 nucleotides long. Its product is annotated as vacuolar protein sorting-associated protein 55 homolog. Gene Ontology annotation, biological process: late endosome to vacuole transport via multivesicular body sorting pathway. Lineage: Eukaryota; Viridiplantae; Streptophyta; Magnoliopsida; Brassicales; Brassicaceae. Gene Ontology annotation, cellular component: endosome. The transcript has 5 exons. The record is from RefSeq and is a predicted model, not a curated record. Bases 350 to 796 code for a protein of 148 amino acids.